AUGGUAUUUAUCGCUCCUCCCUGGGUCCCCGAGCUCCCCGCGGUUCCGGAUACUGUCCCUAUACCAGAGUUUCUCUUCGAAGAGAAACAUGGCCGAGCUCCUCUCGCCACAUCUCUGGACCCUUAUGUCGAUGGCCUGAGCGGCAGGAGAAUCACUCCUCAAGAACAAAAGCAAAGAGUCACGUACCUCGCGCGAUCGCUGGCAAAAGAACUCGGUUGGGAGGUCAACCAGGGUGCUGAACUCUCCAAAGUAGCCGCUGUGUUCGCUCUGAACACAAUCGAUGUCCCCACGAUAAACUGGGCAAUUCAUCGACUCAAUGGCGUCUCAUCGCCAGUAAACGCUAUCUACAAUGCGACAGAACUAGCACAUCAACUGGUCGGCGCCGGGGCGCAAGCUUUGUUUACCGUUUUGCCGCUCCUCGAAGUGGCGCUCAAGGGUGCCAAACAGGCUGGCAUCCGAAGGUCUAAGAUUUUUAUUUGCGAGAUGCCUGGCGACGAUCCAUCGACCUAUCCUCCAGAUCUGAAGACGGUAUUCCAGCUCGUCGAAACGGGAAAGUCGCUCCCUGACCUUCCACCGAUCAAAUGGGAAAGUGGUCAAGGUGCUCAUCAGAUUGCUUUUCUCUGCUACAGCAGUGGGACGAGUGGCUUACCCAAAGGCGUCAUGAUUUCGCACCGCAACGUUAUCGCUAAUGUCAUCCAAAUUUCCACGUUCGAGUCAAAAAUGCGCCAUGCACUCGGUGGUUCUGACCAUCGAGACGUUGCGCUGGGUCUCCUUCCACAGUCGCAUAUCUAUGGACUCGUUGUCAUUAGCCAUGUCAGCAUGUACCGCGGGGACUCGGUGGUUAUUCUUCCGAGGUUCGAUCUGACGCAUUAUCUUUCCAGCAUCCAGAACUAUGCAAUCACCACGUUAUAUCUGGUCCCUCCAAUUAUCAUCACCAUGGUCAAAAACCAACAACUGUGCAGCACAUACGACCUUUCCAGUGUGAAAAUGAUCUUCACUGGUGCCGCUCCUCUGGGGGAAGAAACCGCGAAGGAAAUGAACAAACAGUACCCUUCUUGGGCGCUUCGUCAAGGCUACGGUACCACUGAGACUUGUACAGUGGUCACCAGCUCAAUUCCCGACGAUCUCUGGUUUGGCAGCUCGGGCAGUAUUCUUCCCGGUUUCGUAGCAAGGAUCAUAUCUCCCGAAGGUAGAGAGAUUGUUGGACAUGACGAGCCGGGAGAGCUACUCGUCAAAAGUCCAAGCAUCACCUUGGGAUAUCUCAACAACGAGACCGCCACGCGUGAGACCUAUGUCGAACUGCAGGAUGGCCGGUACAUGCGCACAGGCGACGAAGUCGUCGUUCGCAAAGCUCCGAGUGGAAAUGAACAUUUUUGGAUUGUAGACCGUAUCAAGGAAUUGAUAAAAGUAAAGGGCCACCAAGUUGCACCGGCAGAGCUAGAAGCUUGCCUCCUCACUCACCCUGCCGUUGCUGACUGUGCAGUGAUUCCCAUCUCUGAUGAUGCUGCUGGCGAAGUGCCAAAGGCAUACGUGGUCAAGGCCGUGGCAGCAAGUGACUCGGACCCAAAAUUACGCCGAGACAUUCAGGAGCACGUUGCAAAAGAGAAGGCUGACUAUAAACGUCUAAGAGGAGGCAUCGAAUUCAUUGACAUCAUUCCAAAGUCUCCAAGUGGGAAAAUCCUGAGGCGGCUCCUCAGAGAUAGGGAGCGCGCUAGAGCACAAGGCCAGGAUCCUGCGACGGCAAAAUUGUGA
Rhinocladiella mackenziei CBS 650.93 is the source of this 1752-nucleotide messenger RNA. RefSeq lists its product as uncharacterized. The coding region runs from base 1 to 1752 and encodes 583 amino acids. The transcript is spliced from 2 exons. NCBI's taxonomy places the organism in Eukaryota, Fungi, Ascomycota, Eurotiomycetes, Chaetothyriales, Herpotrichiellaceae. Gene Ontology annotation, molecular function: CoA-ligase activity. The record is from RefSeq and is a predicted model, not a curated record.